CGUCACUGACUGGUCUCAAUCAGAGCGGAGUGAAAGGGGGAAGCCCAGGACCAGGGAAAGAUAGAGAGAGAAACCCGUUCCCCACUCUGCUUCUGUCGCUGUGACUAGUUUGACAGUGUCUUCAAAAAAAAAGGAGCUGCACAGUUAAAGGGAGAGCGGAGGAGGAGGGGGUGAGUUUGCAGUCGGGAGGUUCUCCUGCGCUUGUCAUGUGGAGCCAGCGGUGUGAAGGUGCCGGGUUGCUUGCGGUCUGCCUGUUGUGGUCGGGCUGCUGGGGACAGAGCCGAGAGUGCCCGCCGUGCGAGCGGCAGAGCUGCGCGGAGCCCCCGGCUUGCCCCGGGGGAAGCCUCCUGGACCCGUGCGGCUGCUGCCCGCUGUGCGCCCGCCAGGAGGGGGAGGCGUGCGGCGACACGGGCUCGGGCUCCGGCAAGUGUGACACCGGACUGUGGUGCGUGGCCAACGCUGAGGAAGGCGAGGACGGCGGGAGCAGCUCCGGGCUUGACCGAGGGCCGCCCGCGGGGGUCUGCAGAGCGAUCAAAUUCAUUGAAGACGUUGUGCCCCAGCAUGACCUCUGCCCCGAGAUUUCUGGCUGUAAUCUGCUCAAUAGACAGUGUGUCUGUGAAGUCGUACGCUCCUGUGUUAACCUGUUCAUGUACCCUGAUCUGGAUUCCUGUGCUGCUUCCUCGGGACAUGUGCCAGAUGUCACAUGGGAUUGUUCCAACGAACGCUGCCCAAUACAAUUUGAAUCUCUUUGCCCUGAGGAUUCAGUACUUGUUAAAGGAUACACCCCACCAGGCCAGUGCUGCCCAACACCAAGUGUCUGCCAGUGUAACAAAAUGGCCUGCAAAGAGGAGAGCUGUCCCUUCGCUCACCAACGUGUUCUAGUUUCUGAAGCAACAGGAUUACCAGGAGAGUGUUGUGAUGUAUACGAGUGCAGACCAGAAACCUCUCGGAAAUGUAUAUACAAUGGCACGGAGUACACAGACGGGGAGGUGUAUCGCAUGGAGGCUUGCUGGUUCUGUCGCUGUCGAGGUGGAAUCUCAUUAUGUUCGAAAGCAGAAUGUGGAGAGUUGAAGUGUGAAAACUAUUACAUCCCUGAGGGAGAGUGUUGUCCAGUUUGUCAAGACACAAUUUUUCCAUCUGUUGAUGGCCUUGGAUGUUUGGCCAGAGGUCAGAUCCGAGCACAUGGCGAUCAAUGGCGAGAAGAUGACUGUACGUUCUGCCAGUGCGUCAAUGGGGAACAUCACUGCAUGGCAAUGGCUUGCAAGCAGACCUGUCUGAACCCAGUCAAAAUACCAGGGGAGUGUUGCCCUUUCUGUGAAGAGCCAAGUUAUGGGACAGUCAGUCCAACACUGUGCGCGAGGCUGAUAAACUGCACCCUGACAGAGAAGGAUUGCCCAUACGGCUUUGUGCAAGAUCAGAAGGGAUGUUUGAUGUGCCAGUGCCUACCAAAGGAACCCUGCCCAGAUUUGACGACCUACUGCUCUUUGGAUUGUCCCCAUGGCUUCCUCAAGGAUUUGGAUGAGUGCAGCAUCUGUGAAUGUCGACCACAGCCACACAAGUGCCGAAAGCUUUCCUGCAACAAACAUUGUCCCUAUGGUUACAUGAAAAACAAACACGGAUGUGACAUGUGUCGCUGUGUGAAGUGUCCACCAUUUACCUGUGACAAAUAUUGCCCAGAGGGAUAUGAAGAAAAUAAGAAAGGGUGCUCCAUGUGUCACUGCAAAGAGCCUGACAUACAUCUUAGCACAACUACUCCUCUGCCUGUAACCAGCUUCUGUCUGACUGCUAAUGGCCGUCGCUAUGAGGAAGGAGAAGGUUGGCAUGAUGGUUGCAGGGACUGUUACUGUUAUGGAGGAAAGGAAAUGUGUGUGCUCAUUACAUGCCCUGUUCCGAACUGCCUCAGCCCAUUGGUCAGAGCUGGGCACUGCUGCCCUACCUGUCAAGAUGAGGCAGGCAGUGGGCAGCCUGAUACCUUUGACCUCAGUGUAUGUCAAGCCCCAGGAGGUGAAUACUAUUUGGAGGGUGAAACCUGGAACCUUGACACUUGCACGCAAUGUACGUGCCACAGUGGGCGUGUGCUCUGUGACACUGAGGUGUGCCCACCUCUCCUCUGCCAAGCACCAAUCAAGGAAUCAGGGGCUUGCUGUCUGACAUGUCCAGAAGAUCAGUUGAAAGCACUAUUGCCUAUCAACAGCAGCGAGUCUGGAUAUUGCAUGUCUAAUGAUGGUGAUAUCCUGUUAGUUGGAGAGUCUUGGAAGCCCAAUGCCUGCACGAGCUGCAUAUGUGGUGAUGGUGCCAUUCAAUGUUUCUCUCAGACAUGUACAGCUGCAUUAUGCAGGCUGCCAGUUCUACGAAAAGGACAAUGUUGCCCAUAUUGUCUGGACGUACCUACAGUUUCUUCACUGACAACAGAGACUGUUGCUGUUUUAUUGGAAAACUCGACUGAACUAAAGGACAAAGAGCUACUCACAUUGUCUGCUCAACCUGACCUGCCUUUUAUCACAGAAGUUACUGAUGUUCCUCCCCAGCAAACUGAGAUGGCUGUAAUCUACCAGUCAGCAGCAUGGGUUCUGGCAGCUAUAUUGCUGGCAAUCAUCAUCUUCUUAACAGCAACCCUUAUAAUGAACAGAAAGAAGCAAUGGUUUCAGAUGCCCUGCUAUCAUGCACCAACUAAGACGCAGUUUUUGAAAAAUCCAGUUGACAGACAAACUGUGGUGUACAUGGACUCUGCGCAUGGAAACAAAAUGCACAGUGUUAACAACUGCUGCAGAAUGGAUCUAAUGACAGAAACAGAUUCUCAGAGCAAUGAGAAAUACAGUGUGCGUGCUGAAAAACAAAGCAACAGCCAGCAAAACAAACUGCUUGGAUAGAAACAUGAAAAAAAAAUUGGCUUAUGAGCUGAUGGAGUCUUGGCAGUAAUUCAGAGAUUGUGCUCCGUUCAGGAGCCUUGCUUCUUCUGGUUUCCAUUAUUUUAUAAGUUAAUGAUUCCAGCUUGUUAUUUGUGUAUGAUUCAGGUACUUGGAAAAUAACAAUUACUUUUGAAAACCAUAUGUCUUUAUUGACUUUCCUGUUCAUUUAAAAUGCCCAAAAGAAUUAAGAGAAACUUGCCAAAAGGAAAAAAAAAACACUGACAAAGACAGCAAACAAAUACCAAACUCUUCAGUCACUCUGUAUCCUGGGGUAGAAUCUGGGAAAAGGCAGAUUGCGAUAGCAUGAGGGAAUGUCUUAUGGUCAUUUAUUGUAUCAAUUUUAUUCUGGGAGAGUUUAAUCUAGUAAUGCCUUCAUUUACAUUACCCCCAAUGUUAUCAAAAUAGCAUUUUCAAACUCUGGAAGAAAUUUUGUUUGAAAUUGGUAUGUUUUGUUUAGAUUGGAGGUGAUAAUGGAAAAUAUACAUUAAUAUCCUAAGCUAAAUGACUAAUAGGGGAAGUAGUAGUAAUUAUCCUUGCGAAGGAGACACCUAUAAACAUUCUUUCCUUGUAAAACUUUCAGUUCGAAAUUAGCAAAACAAAUGACUCGGGAAUCAAAAAUCAUUCUGGAAUAGAGUGAGUCCUUUUAUUCAUCCUUCUGGAUUUACAUAGGUUAAAGAUGAUAUCUUCAGUAAGUUUUGUGAAAUAGAAUUUCUCAUCAUCUGAAGGUCAUAGUUAGUUGUACAAAUUGAUGAAAGAGGAAGUGAAUGGUAGCAGAAUAAUCUGGUUUUGCUCCUAAAGCAUUAUCACGACAGAAAGAUAUAUUUAACUGUAGUAUUAUUAAUAUUGCUGUUAACAUUUGCUAUGGCAGUGAUUUAAAUGUUGUGUCAAAUCCUACACCUGUACUCUGUAUAUUUCAUUGUAUUGAAUGUACCCACAAUUUUUGUUUGUGGGCAGUUUGUCAUUCCAGUUUUUAAAAAAAACAGAAUUGAACUGAGAAACUGUAGCUGAGUGUGGCUAAAACAGAGCUCAGUAUAAAUGCCAAAUGCAGGAAAAGCCAACAUGAAAACAUAUUAUUAUCAACUUUAAGUGAAAUAUGUUAUCUAAUUCCUGAGGUAGAAUGAUACCCUGCUUGCACAGCCGCUAGGAUAGAGGACCCAUAAAGUGAAGAACAGUGCUAAAAUAUUUUCACGGCAUGGUGAUUAGGAUGAGAGGGUGGGAAGGAGGUAGAAAAGAAUUCAAUGUAAUUGAAUGAUGAAGAGGAUGUACCUCCCUAAGCUGUUCAAGCUAUACCUGGCUUAAAAUUCAGGCUGAACCCAAUUACAGGGUGCGAGAUGUCCAAGAUUGAGAAUAAAAUUUUAGUAUUAUUUUGAAGUGUCAAGCAAGGAUGAAUUGUCAAAACGACUUUAGCAGUUCAAAGUGAAAUGCAGGGAUUAUGUUGGUAAGCUAUGGCACUUUGUAGUCAAUGUUACUAAUAACAUUAAGGAUUUUAAGAGUAGCCCUAUUGAUACCAGGCUGUGAGCGUAUGAAUUCCUUUAAGUUGUAAGAAGUUUCAAGUAUUUUUGUAGAUACUUAGUUUGCGGAUAAUUGAGCAAAAGGGAGGAGAGUUUCUUAAUUUAUUUUUUCAAAUAGCUUAAUUUAUUAAUCUAAGUAGAAUCUGUAUAGAAGAAUAGCAGAGGGCUUAAGGAUUCUGUUUACUUCUAAUUGUUACUGUUAUCAGCAGUCCAAUAAGUUGAGAUGAUGUGGCAGAACUCUUUGGUCAUGCAGUUUUGCUGGCUGUUAUGCUGAGAUAAAAUACUGUUGUCUUCUUUAUAUAACCUUCAAACAAGACCUAUAAAUCCUUUUGCUGUACUUUUUAUGUAAGUUCUUAAUGGAUUUUUGUUUGUUUAACUCUUUGCAAUUGAAACAUCGAGAUCUAAAUUGCUUAUUUAUUUACAUCAGUGUGUAGUAGCCCUUGUAAAUACACAUGGCUAGCAGCUGGGAUGUAACAAGUAAAAAGCCUUUUACUCAUUUCAAUAAAUUUUGUUCUGGAA
Messenger RNA from Chiloscyllium plagiosum (whitespotted bambooshark), 4939 nucleotides. The record is from RefSeq and is a predicted model, not a curated record. Lineage: Eukaryota; Metazoa; Chordata; Chondrichthyes; Orectolobiformes; Hemiscylliidae.